Ostrea edulis (European flat oyster) is the source of this 4743-nucleotide messenger RNA. RefSeq lists its product as uncharacterized. Bases 968 to 1930 code for a protein of 320 amino acids. Lineage: Eukaryota; Metazoa; Mollusca; Bivalvia; Ostreida; Ostreidae. The record is from RefSeq and is a predicted model, not a curated record. The transcript is spliced from 2 exons.
CUCCCUUUUGUUGAAUUUUGUUAUCCACUAAAAGGUCAUUUUGUGCUAUUUCGGCUUUUGCAUGUACCCCCACUUUGACUCACAAUCUCUUUGAACAUUUUCUAGAUCCGCCCUAAUCUCGGUUGAGAUGAAUAUUUGGAAUGACGCCUUCAUAAUUCAUGUCUGGUUAUUUAUUUCCAGCUUCGGCCGGUUUUAGCCAUUAAUGUGCACUUAGGUGACACUUAUUUCAUUGAACAUGAGACGCUAAUCCUCAAACGAGGAUUAUGUACAUGCCGCCUCAUUUAGGACAGGAGCAAUCACCUAUAGGUCCGAGUUACAGGCAUCACUGCAAUCGUGUGCCGCUUUUGUAAAAUUGUUGCCCCCUCCCCGCCCCCUCCACCUCCCUGAACAUUUGAAAAAAGAUUUAUAUCUCUCCUUGUGACCUUGGCCAUCUUUGGAAUUGGCCACUAUCGGGGGCAUUUGUGUUUCACAAAUACGUACAUCUUGUUUUUCAUUAUGGAUACGUUUUUGAACAAUGUGUUCAUUAUCAGUCAUCUAUACAUAGGGGCUGGUGUGGAGGAAGGUAGCGGGGUUUAUGGCAAGCCCUUUCAUAGAUCAUUUUAAACAAUUUUGUGCAAUUUUGGGGUUCGCAAUCCUCCCUUCUUUUUUCUUUUUUUUUUUGGACAGAAAAUAACCAUUUUUAAGAGCAUUCCCCUUGUAAAUUUUAUGGAUCCGCCCUUUGAUGGCUUAAGUCUAAGUUCAAUUCUAAUUAUUGAAUCGUAACAAACAUAUGUAGGCCUAACUCGGAGAUCAGUAUUUCACUGAAAUACUAAGUCCAUAAAAAUUAUUUGGAAACAAUUUAAAGAUCCGCCUAUUUUUCUUUUCCCGCGAAAACUUUACUAUUGAUUGAUCUACUUCCGGUUUAUCUCUUGUUGUAGAGGCGAAAGCUAGAAAACGACAGAUUAUAGCAAAUAAUUUUUAAGGAAAUAUGUCGACUAGAAGUAUUGAAAGCUAUGUUACAGAUAUAUGCAAAUAUAUCGAUGAAUUGCAUUACAAAAACAUGAAUACCGUUUAUGAGACGCUUCAGAAAAUGAGAGCCAGCUUCAAAAGUAAACACUAUUUGAACUACUGGAAGGUUCUGCAGUGUGUUGGAGAGGUGGCAGCGGACAGACUUGUGUACAUGGUAGACAAUACCCUCAAUGCAUCUGAUCAAAAAUGCACCAACUUACAACUACUGCAUGUGAUGGAACUCUUCAAUGAGUGUUUGACAACAGUGGCUGUGAUCAAGAGAGUUAACACCCACAGGAGGAAUGUAGUAGCUGUAGUUUUCUCAGGCUUGGAGCAGAGGGAGUAUCCACACCUUGUGAGGAAAUGUCUAUCUGUGUUGUACAGACUGAUUAUUGCUGGAAAGGUGACUCUGGUAACGCCGUACAUGAAGCGAGGAAUUGUGAGACACAUUUAUCAAAAUAUCAAAUGUCGGCAAGCAUCCUUUGGAGUGAAUUCUCUCGAAACAGUUUCCUAUUGUGCAAAAAUAUUAGCAGCUUUAUUACAGUUGGCUGACAGCCCUACAAGGAGAACUAUACUGAAAUCAAAUGUUAUUAAUGAAUUGGAUGUGUACAUGGUAAAGCUGCAAAAAUCAAAAGUAGAGUGUGAAAGAAUGAUGGAAGUGUGGGAAUUUUAUGACCGUGUCAAAUUGUUAUCUAUUAAUGAUGGUUUAACUAGCUCCUUAAAACAGGAAGACUGGAAUCCUAAAGAGAAGCUGGCAGAGGAACUGGAACAGUAUGAGGAAGUGUACAUUUUCUGUUCGUCCCCUACCUGUCGGAAACAAGAAAUGGAGAAGGAGAAGUUUCUAUACUGUGGAAGUUGUAGGUUAUCUAGAUACUGUUGUAUCGGGUGUCAGAGACAGCACUGGAAACAGGGCCAUAAACAGAUGUGUCUACGUGAUAAUUAACAGCACUGGAAACAGGGCCAUAAACAGACGUGUCUACGUGAUAAUUAACAGCACUGGAAACAGGGCCAUAAACAGAUGUGUCUACGUGAUAAUUAACAGCACUGGAAACAGGGCCAUAAACAGAUGUGUCUACGUGAUAAUUAACAGCACUGGAAACGGGGCCAUAAACAGAUGUGUCUACGUGAUAAUUAACAGCACUGGAAACGGGGCCAUAAACAGAUGUGUCUACGUGAUAAUUAACAGCACUGGAAACAGGGCCAUAAACAGAUGUGUCUACGUGAUAAUUAACAGCACUGGAAACGGGGCCAUAAACAGAUGUGUUUACGUGAUGAUUAACAGCACUAGAAACAGGGCCAUAAACAGAUGUGUUUACGUGAUAAUUAACAGCACUGGAAACAGGGCCAUAAAGAGAUGUGUCUACGUGAUAAUUAACAGCACUGGAAACAGGGCCAUAAAGAGAUAUGUCUACGUGAUAAUGAACAGCACUGGAAACAGGGCUAUAAACAGAAGUGUUUACAUGAUGAUUAACAACACUGGAAACAGGGCCAUAAAGAGAUAUGUCUACGUGAUAAUGAACAGCACUGGAAACAGCGCCAUAAACAGAAGUGUUUACGUGAUGAUUAACAACACUGGAAACAGGGCCAUAAAGAGAUGUGUUUACAUGAUAAUUAACAGCACUGGAAACAGGGCAUAACAAGAUGUCUAUAUAAUGAUAGACCUGAUAUUUAAUGAAACAGGUGCAGUGGGAGUUUGUACUUGAUUAGUGGAAUGGAAAUGUAAGUCUUGCAUAUAUGUGAGAUUUUGUACUGUAUUUGAAGUGGAGACAGAUCAGCAAAACUAACCAAUAUAGCCUAUAAAACAACAUUAAAAAGUGACAGCAAAACUAAUCAAUCUAGCCUAUGAAACAGCAUUAAAAAGUGACAGCAAAAUUAAUCAAUCUAGCCUAUGAAACAACAUUAAAAAGUGACAGGAAAAAUAACAAAUAUAGCCUAUAAAACAACAUUAAAAAGUGACAGCAAAACUAACCAAUAUAGCCUAUAAAACAACAUUAAAAAGUGACAACAAAACUAACCAAUCUAGCCUAUAAAACAACAUAAAAAAGUGACAGCAAAACUAACCAAUCUUGCCUAUAAAACAACAUAAAAAAGUGACAGCAAAACUAACCAAUCUAGCCUAUAAAACAACAUUAAAAAGUGACAGCAAAACUAACCAAUAUAGCCUAUAAAACAACAUUAAAAAGUGACAGCAAAAUUAAAUCAAUCUAGCCUAUGAAACAGCAAAACUAACCAAUCUAGCCUAUAAAACAACAUUAAAAAGUGACAGAAAAACUAACCAAUAUAGCCUAUAAAACAACAUUUAAAAAGUGACAGCAAAACUAACCAAUCUAGCCUAUAAAACAACAUUAAAAAGUGACAGCAAAACUAACAAAUAUAGCCUAUAAAACAACAUUAAAAAAUGAAAGCAAAACUAACCAAUAUAGCCUAUAAAACAACAUUAAAAAGUGACAACAAAACUAACCAAUAUAGACUAUAAAACAACAUUAAAAAGUGACAGCAAAACUAACAAAUAUAGCCUAUAAAACAACAUUAAAAAGUGACAGCAAAACUAACCAAUAUAGCCUAUAAAACAACAUUAAAAAGUGACAACAAAACUAACCAAUCUAGCCUAUAAAACAACAUAAAAAAGUGACAGCAAAAUUAAUCAAUCUAGCCUAUGAAACAGCAAAACUAACCAAUAUUGCCGAUAAAACAACAUUGAAAAGUGACAGAAAAACUAACCAAUAUAGCCUUUAAAACAACAUUAAAAAGUGACAGCAAAACUAACCAAUCUAGCCCAUAAAACAACAUUAAAAAGUGACAGAAAAACUAACCAAUAUAGCCUUUAAAACAACAUUAAAAAGUGACAGCAAAACUAACCAAUCUAGCCUAUAAAACAACAUUAAAAAGUGACAGCAAAAUUAAUCAAUCUAGCCUAUGAAACAGCAAAACUAACCAAUAUUGCCAAUAAAACAACAUUAAAAAGUGACAGAAAAACUAACCAAUAUAGCCUAUAAAACAACAUUAAAAAGUGACAGCAAAACUAACCAAUCUAGCCCAUAAAACAACAUUAAAAAGUGACAGCAAAACUAACCAAUAUAGCCUAUAAAACAACAUUAAAAAGUGACAGCAAAACUAACCAAUAUAGCCUAUAAAACAACAUUAAAAAGUGACAGCAAAACUAACCAAUCUAGCCUAUGAAACAGCAUUAAAAAGUGACAGCAAAACUAAUCAAUCUAGCCUAUGAAACAGCAUUAAAAAGUGACAGCAAAACUAACCAAUAGCCUAGAUAAAACAGCAUUAAAAAGUGACAGCAAAACUAACCAAUAGCCUAUAAAACAGCAUUAAAAAGUGACAAAGUGUUCUCGUAUACUGGAAGUAUAGCAUUUUCACAUGAAGUUCAUUAUAGAUCCUAUUAGUAGUAAAAGUUGCUGUAAAGUUAAGGAACUUGUUUGUAUUGUGCAGUAGACUAGUUCUGAAAAUCAUCGUUAACUGUUUUACUUUUAGUUUUACUGUUAGUGUUGUUUUGCAAUAUUUCUGGAGGUUUGAUUUACCAUUACCAGUAGUUCAUUGUUUUGAAAAGUUUUUUGUGUUUGAAAAAUGGAUGACAGAAAAUUUAAUAUUACAAUGUCUACUAUGUAUGUUAAUCAAAAUAUGAUUAUAGUUGACACUGUCCACUCUGUGUUCAAAAUAUAUUAUAGAUAAGUUCACAGUGUCUGCUAUGUGUGUUCAAUAAACACGGUUACAGAUUAGUUCACAGUGUGUGCUAUUUGUGUU